This is a messenger RNA of Sinocyclocheilus anshuiensis, 2720 nucleotides long. Its product is annotated as CD276 antigen-like. Gene Ontology annotation, molecular function: signaling receptor binding. Gene Ontology annotation, cellular component: external side of plasma membrane. The coding region runs from base 169 to 963 and encodes 264 amino acids. The transcript is spliced from 4 exons. Gene Ontology annotation, biological process: regulation of cytokine production; T cell receptor signaling pathway. The record is from RefSeq and is a predicted model, not a curated record. NCBI's taxonomy places the organism in Eukaryota, Metazoa, Chordata, Actinopteri, Cypriniformes, Cyprinidae.
UGUACGUGUACUCUAGCUUCUGUCCAUGGCUUUAUUACAGAUCACGUAAAUCCUGAAGAAUAAACUUGAGGAAUAUUGCUGAAUAAGUUUUAUUUCUGACUGGCAGGUGAUCAACGCUGCACUGAACUGCUUCCUUAUUUAAAACAUGUUCCUGAACUCCAAGCGACAAUGCUUUGGCUCUUUUUGUGCGUCGUGGUCGUGGAUGUUCUUGUGGCCACAUUUGAGGUGAUUGUCCCUAAUAAACAUCUGCUGGCAGUCCGAGGUCGUCCAGCUGUACUGGGCUGUGAGUUCACAUCUGGUCCUGACCUCUCCAGCUUGGUUAUUACCUGGCAACGACAGGAGGACUCACGGGUUGUCCACAGUUUCUAUUAUCAACAGGACCAAUUGGACCGACAAUGUCCAAAAUACCACAAUCGGACCUCAUUGUAUGUUUCAGAGCUUCAUAAAGGAAAUGCCUCUCUAAGAAUUGCAUCAGUUAGACCGAAAGAUGCAGGUUGGUACCUUUGCGUAGUGAGCAAUGCAAAGGGAACAGGAAGAGCCUUGAUGGAAGUGACUUAUGGAGCUCUUUACUCUGAGCCCAGGUUAAGCAUCCUUGUAAACUCCUCUGCUUUGAAAGUGCAGUUUGAGACAGAAGGUUUUCCCAAACCUGAGGUGAUUUGGCUGGGGGAACACAACCAGAACCUCAGCUAUUACCUGGAGAUCCAUGACCAAAUAGAAGAUGGACUUUAUUUCAUAAAGAGCAUCUGUGAGGUCCAGAAGGCAGUGGUUAAUGUCACAUUUACACUAAAGAAUCACCUCCUGAACCAGAACCUGCAGAGACCAGUGUUCCUCAGCUAUGAUGAGGACACCACAGACCAUAUGAUUAUUGUACUUGCUGUCCUCUCAGUGGUUUGCAUUCUUCUGGUCAUUGGCAUCAUUUGGUUAGCAUUGCAGAAGCAGAACGAGCAGAGAUCUUCGCUAUGAUGAACCAUGAAAGUUAAUGAAUGGUGUUGGAGCUGUUCCCAAAAGGUCUGCAUGCAUGUUUAGACUUGUGCUAAACAUUACUAGCCUUAUUCAUGAAAUGCAAGCAGAGCAAAUGUUAAUUAACCUAUUCUUGCAUAAACGGAAUAUAAUUGCAAAAUGUGCUAAUGUUACGAAAUAAUGUAUUUCUAAAUAAUUUACACGUCAACAAAUGCCAGAGUCUGUAAGUGGGAGUCAUAUAGAUAUCUGCCAAAAGUCAUUUCCUAAUCGUUUUACUGCUUUUUUAUUUAUUGACCAUUGUGAAUUUUUAAAUAAUUUUUUAUACCAAAUCCAUCACAUGGCAUUUAUUAUCCUCACACUUUUAAUUGUCAAAGAAAUAUUUAAUAUAUUAACCACUGCAAAACAUGAUUCUGUACUGAACAAGUUAAAAUCACUUAUUGUGACAUAAGUAAUACACUGAACCUCUGCAUAUGUUUAAGUUUGUACUUUAUACCUAAAGCAGAAAUAGAACUAUGCAGACAAUCAGGUGGGCUCUAUGCCAUGCCUACAUUACAAAUCCAAGUCAAACAUAAUUACACACAUUCUAACCGUUGCACUCUGUCCGUAAGCCUUUAGAGAUAUGUGUCAUCCUAAAUUUCUGUUUUCUAGUCAUGUUUCCUAGCAAUAAAUAUAGGGAGGGGACUGCCAUGUUGACAGCUUUGAUGAAUUGAACAGUAUAAGCUUAUCAUCAAGCUGGACCAUGGACCAUAAGUAAUAUGUGUGUGUUUAUGUAAGGGUUUGUAAGGACAAUAUAUAUACAUUACUUACUUUCUUCUGUGGAACACAAAAGAAGAUAUCUUUGAGUUUUCAGCUGUUUCGUCCACAUAAUGAAUGAGAUCCAAAACAACACUGGAAACCCCUGACUUUCACUGUAUGGGCAAAAAUACAAUGACAGCUGAAAAUGAAAAUGAAAAGGACAUUUGUUAGAUGUAAGCUGUACAUCAAAGCCUGUAUCACUCCUACAUCAUAACCAUAAUAUUGUUAAACUGGGUUUGAUUUACCACUAGUAUACUGAGGUCAAGCUUGAGGCACAGGUUACUUGAGAAGAGAAUCCUAAUACCUAAAAACUACAGAAGAAAAUUGAAGACCCUGCAGAGACAAUGUAGGAAAUUCAAUAACACCAUAAAAAAGGCCCCAAUGAGCUUGGGUAUUGAAAAGGUGUAGUCACCCUUGAGCAGCGGGUAAACUGAAUGUUUCUUUCAUGAAACUCCUGAAUAUCUAGUUAAGUGGAAACUGUUCACCCAGUGGUAGUGAUAAAUUUCACAAACAUGAUUUGUUUAUUCAGUCCAUGAUUACAAAAACGGGGUAAAAGCUCAGUGACCUUGGAAAAAUGUUUUUUAUGUUUUUGUUUGAAUUUCUUUUACUAAACGUAAUCUUGGCAGUCAAAACAAUGACACCUUGUAACUUGAAUGACGGUUAGACAACAAAUCUGUACAAAGUAGGUUUUCAAACCAGCUAGUUGUAUGACUCGCUUCAAACAAUAUCAUUCAGAGUAAACUGAUGCUGAUGGCUGUUUUUCCCCACACUACAUUUAGAACAAAUCACAACCCAGCAUCUGUUUAUCCAUCUGUUAGUUUAUCCAUUAAUUAUGCAUUAAUACAACACAUACUCUAGCAGUAAUUGAAUUUUAUGUGGCUGCUUAUUAAGCAAAUAAAGCUUGUGUUAAAUGACUAUGGCCUGAUCAAUGUUUCAGUUUCAUCUUUUUAAGACUGGCUUUGUCU